Agrilus planipennis (emerald ash borer) is the source of this 1107-nucleotide messenger RNA. RefSeq lists its product as uncharacterized. Lineage: Eukaryota; Metazoa; Arthropoda; Insecta; Coleoptera; Buprestidae. The transcript has a single exon. Bases 74 to 649 code for a protein of 191 amino acids. The record is from RefSeq and is a predicted model, not a curated record.
CAUAUCGCAACUUCACGUUUUGCGCUCUCGCGAAUGAAAACAAAUCAUAGAAAAUUUAAAGUGUGGUAAAUCUAUGGCAACUAACAACUCAAUCAUGCUAAUUCAAAUACCGAGGAAUUCGUUAAAUAACAGUGCCGACUUGUCGCUAUCGGCGUCUCCUUCGCAGGAGUUACGCGGUUUGAAGUUGUUUCGUGUGAUAAGCAAGAAACUCGCACGGAAGUCGCAAGAAGAUUUGAACAAUGAAGACACCGAUAGCAGAUGUUCGUCUUCAGACUCUUGUUCCUCCACGUCAACCGAAAGGACGUCUAGAUCAGCAAAGAAAUUGGAAAAUUAUACAACACCGAACGAGAACGGCCUGUUGCAAUCUUCGAGACACAAACACUCCGUAUCGAUGGAAAACUUUAAAAAGAUGUUUGAAGGACUUUCCAUCGACACCAGCCGGUCACAGAGUUGCAGCAGGAGCAAACAGAAGAGGAAAAGUUCGAAGAAAUCGUCGCCGAAGAAAAUACUCCGGUCUCCAGUAACUUACACGUACGUUAAGGGAUUAUCCGGCUUGCCGACGCAGAGGAUCCCCAGGUCUGAAGUUAGGAUUUACACGAACGGCAGCUGUAGGUGCAGCAUGCAAUGCAUUAAAAGUUUGAACCGAUGAAAUUGUUAACAAUAACUCUUUCAAUGAUGUGUGAUGUAUGAUAAGACUGGUUGUAUAUAACUUAUAUUUCUUCUUGCAUUGUAAGUACAGAUUACAUUUUCCACGAAUUUAAGAAAGAACAUAAAAUAGGAAUGAUUUUUGUUCCUAUUUUAUGUAUGAAUAAAAAGAACUGUCUGUCUCCCUUUGGACACAAAUAUUCAAAUCAAAACAUAUUUAUAGUUUUCAAUCAUAUCGUACUAUAGUAUAGAUAAAGUAGUUACACUAUUAUACUUGAAUAACCCAUUUUUACUUAUUACUUCUCGUGAUAUAUUUAUUAAUGGAGCACCUAAUAUUGUAUGGAUUAGGGAAAACUGCACACACAGUAAAAAAUUGAUCUACCUGACAUAAAGUCAGACAUACAACAAAUUACUAUGUAAUAUCCGUUUAUAGUGCCUUUGUAGAAUAAUUUACAUUUAAUA